This is a messenger RNA of Drosophila kikkawai, 883 nucleotides long. RefSeq names its product yippee interacting protein 3 (gene yip3). The record is from RefSeq and is a predicted model, not a curated record. Lineage: Eukaryota; Metazoa; Arthropoda; Insecta; Diptera; Drosophilidae. Gene Ontology annotation, cellular component: proteasome core complex.
UUUUAAUUACCAUCAAAGUUGACUUUAACUUGUGGCUUUUAACUGUCAUUUCUUUGCCAUUAAUUUGUGCCAUCGUUGUCCUGCCUAAUCCAUUCCGACUUGAGGGUCGUCAGUCGGGUUUUUUGUCUACCAUUUCAACUUGGGGAGAUAUCGCUUACACAAUUUGGGUUUUAAGCUUUUUGGAACUGACUUUUCCUGAUUUUUUGCUGCUUCGUCGCCUUUUGAGGAUUUCUUUAAGCUAAGAGAUGUUGCAGGACAAUAGUUCUCCCACGGAAGUCAAUCGGGUGAGCCUGAUCUGUAGCGAAGGCGUCUUGAUGGCCACCAAUUCCCGGAAUCACCUUAUUUGUCUGUUGGAUGAGCGCAUCAACUGCCUUGCCCCUCAAACCAACUUUGAUCGCGACAUAAUCCAGGAGGUGGGCGCCCUGGUGGACUACCAAACCCGAGAUCGUGGCCAAAAGAUGUCUGUUGCUCAGCUGAAGGAGAUGCUGUACCGCAAGUAUGAGCCAGCCGAGUCCGUGGAUAUCUUGCUGGCUGGCCAGGACAACGAGGGACUGCAUAUCUAUAACAUGGGACUGAAUGGAGGAUCCACACGCCUCAUGUAUGCCGUCAAGGGCAACCAAGGCAUUGAAGAGGCCUAUGCUUAUUUGACGCAACACUGGCGGGAGUCUUUGAAUAUCCAGGAGGCCGAGGAACUGGCCCGAAAGGUGCUCCAAGUGGGGGAGUAUGAUUUCAUGGACAUGUGCCUCAUCUAUAAGACUGGGAACAUGGAGACUGAUGACUAUUCGGAAGAGCUCUUUGCAGCCAUGGAUUAAUUGAAUCGUGGGGGGAACUGACCCUUUGCCAGGCUUAAAAUAAAUACAAUCCUGAUGAUUCCCACCUGUAA